Molecule: messenger RNA, 2468 nt
Organism: Vicugna pacos (alpaca)
Lineage: Eukaryota; Metazoa; Chordata; Mammalia; Artiodactyla; Camelidae
Gene: TMEM253
Product: transmembrane protein 253
Source: RefSeq, a predicted model, not a curated record
AAUGUGGGAUUUUCGAAAGGAACAGCAAGUAAUUUGAGGAAGCCCCCACAAAGGAGAAAGAUUAGAUGGAAAUAGCAGGGGAAUGGGGCCCAGGGUGGUAGUGUCCAUCAGAUGAGGUGAGUGAUCAGAAGAGGAACCUGGCAUGGACAGAGAUGGGGGCAAUAGGAAUUGGGAACAGAAUGAGAUAGGGCUGGGUGUCUUGUGGAGUGAACUGAGGCUGGUGUCUACCCACCGCCACUCCCUAGAUCCUUAGGCCCUCAUAGGGACCUUUGCCCCACCACACCCCAGUUCUGAUAGCUUGUCUCUGCCAGGACAAGUCUGCCGUCUGCUCUGAGCUACCAGGCCCAACCAGGAGCUCAGGCCCAGCUGGGACCCAUCCCUUUGGAGCAGCCGCUUCAGACUAGGCUAGGAAGCACCGAGUCCUAGUGGUCAAGGGAGCCAUGGAGGAGAGAGCUGGUCAGCAAGAGCAAGAAAGACCCAGCCUUCGUCUGGAAAGGCUACAGCACUGGGCGAGGCAUAGGCAGAGUGGGCACCUCUUGGUGCUGGCGGUGAGCCAGCUAUGGCUGGCAGUGGCUGUGGUGCCCUUUGCUAUCUCAGUUGCCUGCCUGAACUCUGCAUGUCAUGUGGCCACAGCACUGCCACUUGGACCUGGACUAUUUGGUCUCCUCACUGGGAUUGUUACCCUUGAGCUGCGCAGAGCACCCCGCCUCUGGAAGGUGCAGGCCAUGAUGAUAUUCAACACCUUCAAUCUGAUCUUGGGCUUCAUUGCACUGAUGGUCGAGGUGCUGAAGACAGCCUUGAUGUCUUCCCCAGCUGUCCCCUCCCAGCUAGCCGGCUUGCUGGUGAUGGAGCUCAGCGCUGAGGCGUUCACCCUAGGUGGAGUGCUGGUCUCAGCAUACUCCCUGUUCCUGUUGAGCCAGAGGAAGCCAGGAUGCUGCAGGAGCCAGAGUCUGCACUACCAGGAGCUGCAGGAGGGUCUCUCGGAGUUGGAAGAAGUUCCUGAUUUAGAGAAUGGUCCCACGGCAGCUAGCACAGCAGACAGAACAAAUGAGUGAGCUGGCAAGGAGAAGCAGACAGGUGCUGCUCUCCUACCCGACGGGCGCCUUCUCCAGACCCUCCUGCACCCCAUCCCACCGAACUUAAAACUAGAUGGAGUCCCUUGAGACCUACAUGAAGUCUGGUGAAGUGCCUUCCGUUUCCACUCAGAGUAGGCCCCUGUCUCUUCUCUUUCCUGCUGGGGAAAACAAUGCCUAGACCUAGUCUUCCAUCACCUCACUGCCCCGAAAAUCUGCCCGCCUGGAGGACACCUUAAACCAGCAUUCACCUAGACCCAUUUCCUCCCUUCCAGCCUUCCUCUCCUUCCCGACUGCCUCCCCAUACAGCUUCACAUCCGCCUCAUCUCACUAUUUCCACAAUUUCCACCUUUCACAAUCCCAUCCACUCCAAGCCCGGGUUCCCGUACACGCCCACCCUCUGAAAUCAAUUCACAGGUGCCUUGGUUCUCUCCUUUCGAUCCGGUUCCUUUCUACUCUAACGGAGACUACAAGUCCCAGGAUGCCCCGCUGUCCCCCGUGGCCUGCUGGGAAAUAAAGAGCCUUCCCUCCGCGGUGGGGGCGCUAUUCAUCGGCUGAGUGACGCGAGGCACUGGAAGUCGGGGCCUAGCCGAGAGUUUCCUCGGACGCGACCACUGGCCCCGCGAGCAGGGAGGAGCUGGGCGGGCUAUUCUACGCGGGGGCGCCACCACCCCAACCUCGUAGUUAUUCUAAAGUGCAUCUGGAAGAAUAAACAAAUGAUAAUGAAAGAGAAAGAGAAAAGAAAGGAAGAAGAAAGGGCUUCUAACCUGAAGAGUAAAAAGUUAACCAAUGUACACUGUGACCUAGAUUACAGCUGAUGACCUCUCUGCCCAUCAAAAUCAUAAUGACAUUAGAGAAUUUCCUCAAGCAAAUCUGAAAUCUUGGUCUUCUGGAUGUUGAUAUACUUGGAGAAUUGAUUUCAGAUGUACCCUUGACACACAGGAAUAUUCGGGGGCUUUAUCGGAAGAGCUGGUAUGGGCUAGGCAGAAAUCGAACAAACGCGGUGAAAGGCAAUUUUGUGAAGGCUGGGAUGGAAUCCUCACCCUAAGCAGAUUGCAUCAUAGGCAGCUGAGUGCCUUUGUGAGCUCUGAACACCAGAGAUAACUCUCACAUUGAUAGAGUGGUGCUGUGUCUUCUCUAUUUAGGAAUCUUUAUUCAGUUCAUUUCUCACACCCUUCACUUACAGUUAAGGAAUUUGUGCCCUUUAUUUGUGUGUCUGUUAGCUUGUUUCACAUUAAAAUCAUUUGGGGCACCAAUACUCAAAGUUUCAGGUGUGUGUGCCUUUUAUAAACAGCAUAUAUCUAGAAUAUUCUCUUUUAACAAAUCAGAGUAUCUCUGUUUUUAUAUAGGUGAGAUUUUGUUUUUUUGGUUUUCUCUCUUUCUUUAAAAAUAACU